Messenger RNA from Magnolia sinica, 632 nucleotides. RefSeq names its product heavy metal-associated isoprenylated plant protein 28-like. NCBI's taxonomy places the organism in Eukaryota, Viridiplantae, Streptophyta, Magnoliopsida, Magnoliales, Magnoliaceae. The record is from RefSeq and is a predicted model, not a curated record. The coding region runs from base 92 to 364 and encodes 90 amino acids. The transcript is spliced from 3 exons. Gene Ontology annotation, molecular function: metal ion binding.
CAGACAUUCCUUUUGUUGGUUUUCAUAACUUUGGUUGGUCACAUUUCCAUCAUCAAAACCACAUUCCUUCCCUUUCAAUAUUGGGUUAUUGAUGGAGACUGUUGAGCUGAAGGUAGAGAUGGUGGGGAUACAUGAAAAGAGACUAAGGAAAUGCCUCUCCAAAGUUAAGGGGAUUGAGAAGGUUGAAGUGGAAGUCAGCAGCCAGAAGGUGGUGGUGACAGGGUACGCACACAAGAACAAGAUAUUGAAAGCAGUGAGGAGAGGUGGAUUGAAAGCAGAGUUUUGGUCUGCACAAAAUGAGAUACUUCUCAAUGCUUGUGCAAGUAGCAGUUUUGGAAGGAUCAACAACUUCAACUUCUUCUAAGUGUCUUUCUCUGUUUUCUUACAUGAAGUGGGCCAUGUUGGUGAGCACCUGCACCUUUACACGUGGCACACGUGUCAACCCAGCAUGUGGAUAGGACAUCUAAGCCGUGUUUUGAGGUGGGCUCCACCGUGCAGAUGACCCAAUGUGAAGAUCGGGUGGGCCGGGCCAUCUUGACUGUGCGGCCGACCGUAUGGACGGAUCAGAUGUUCCCACAAAUGUACUUUGGUAAGGCAAAAUGUAAAGAAAGAGAAUGGAGGUGUUUUGGAAA